This is a messenger RNA of Lycium barbarum (goji berry), 3205 nucleotides long. Its product is annotated as disease resistance protein RPP13-like. Gene Ontology annotation, molecular function: ADP binding. Bases 367 to 2925 code for a protein of 852 amino acids. The transcript has 2 exons. Gene Ontology annotation, biological process: defense response to other organism. Lineage: Eukaryota; Viridiplantae; Streptophyta; Magnoliopsida; Solanales; Solanaceae. The record is from RefSeq and is a predicted model, not a curated record.
UUGCUCUAAUUUUUCUUUAUCAUUUCCCCAUUAUUGUCCAAACAGAAUUAUUAGGUAGUGUACCAAUGUGCAACACAUAUAAUUGUUACUUUUAACUUUUCCCCACAUAAAUUUUUCCACAAGCCCCAUGUUUAUUCGGAUUUUUUAUGCUUUAAUCACAUUAUAAAUGGACCAUCUUAAACAUUCAAUUCAUUAACACAAAAAAAGUAUUUAUCUCUUAUCAAACUCACAAUCAACAGCUUCAGAUUCUUCAACUUGAUCUUAGUUUUAUCUCUACUGUUUCUCUUUCUCCAGCUUUCUUCCAAUUUUUCCAUACAGCCCAUUUUUUUCCAGCUCUGAGUAUACUAAAUAUCAAGACUCUUGAAAAUGGUUGAUGCCUUUGUGUCAUUUGCAGUUGAAAGCCUGGGGAAUUUCCUCAUACAGGAAGUUAACCUGCGGUUAAGUCUGAGAGAGAAAGUGCAGUGGCUGCGAGAUGAGCUUCUCUUCAUGCAGUCUUUCCUCAAAGAUGCAGAAGAAAAGCAAGUUGGAGAUCAAAGAGUUCAACAAUGGGUGUUUCAAAUUAACGAUUUUGCUAAUGACGUUGUCGCUAUACUGGAGACUUACAGUUUCGAGGCUCGUAAAGGUGAUGAGGGAGGAUUUGCUAGUCGUCUUAAGGCUUGCGCUUGCGUAUGUAGGAAGGAGGCCAAACUCUACAAGGUUAGCAAGGAAAUUCAAUCCCUCAAGAAGCGAAUCACGGAUAUCUCUCGCAAGCGAGAGACUUAUGGUAUUAGAGAUAUCAAUAAUGUAGGAGAAGGGCCAAAUAAUUAUAGGCCAAACAAUCAGAGAUCUGGCUUGAGGAGAACUAUCUCCUACAUGGAUAAGCAGGAUCAGAUUUUUGUUGGCUUUGAGGAUGUCGUAGAAAUAUUGCUUGCUGAACUUGUCAAAGAAGAGCCACGCCGAACCGUCAUCUCCAUUUAUGGCAUGGGCGAGUUAGGCAAGACUACUCUUGCAAAACAUCUCUACCACUCCCCUAGCCUAACCGAUAUCUUCAAUGCACGUGCUUGGGUAUAUGUUUCUCAACAGUAUAACACCAUGUAUCUUUUUAAGAUUAUCGUCAAAUCCAUCCAAGGACGUGAUAGGGGAACUCUAGAUCUAAUGGAAAAGAUGACGGUCACUGAUCUAGAAGAGCACCUUCAGGAUCUACUGAAAGAGAAAAAAUACCUUCUGGUGGUCGAUGAUGUAUGGCAGAGAGAAGCAUGGCAAAGUCUGGAAAGAGCACUCCCAGAUAGCAAUAAUGGAAGCAGAAUUAUUAUUACCACGCGCAAUGCGGAUGUGGCCAAAAGAGCAGAUGACAAUGGUCUUCCCCAUAACCUCCGUUUCCUAAUAGAAGAAGAAAGUUGGGACCUCUUUUGCAGGAAACUACUCGACAUUGAGGCAAUGAUCCCAGCAAUGGAAACGCUGGCUAGGGAUAUGGUGGGAAAAUGUGGAGGCUUACCUCUUGCAAUUGCUACACUAAGCGGGCUUCUUUCACAUAAAAGGGGGCUAGAAGAAUGGGAAAGAGUGAAGGAACACCUUUGGAGCCAUGUGAAAAAUGACUCCAUUGCAAUCUCGGACAUACUAUCACUGAGCUACAAUGAUUUGCCAACUGUGCUCAAAUACUGUUUUCUUUACUUGGGUAUUUUUCCUGAAGAUCGUCCGAUUAUUGCUAAAAACCUAAUGUGGUUGUGGAUGGCUGAUGGAUUGAUACCAAGAGGAGAAGAAAGAAUGGAGGAUGUAGCUCAAGACUUCCUGAAUGAGCUGAUAAGGCGAAGCUUGGUUCAAGUGGUAGAGACAUUUUGGGAAGAAGUUACUGAAUGUAGGAUUCAUGAUCUACUUCGGGAUCUUGCCAUACAAAAGGCAUUGGAGGUAAACUUCCUUGACACUUAUGGUCCGAGAAAGCAAUCCAUUUCCUCCUUAUGUCAUAGACAUACCAUCCAUGGUCAAGGAGAAAGGUACCUCACUCUUGAUCUUUCCAAAUUAAAGUUAAGGUCAGUUACAUUCUUUGAUCUAGAAGGUCUUAAGCUGGAUAGGAUAAAGUUCCGCAAUAUGUUCCAACAUUUAUAUGUGCUAUACUUGGAGUUUGGUUAUGACAGAGUUACACUACCAGAUGCCAUAGGAAGUUUGUACAGCCUCAGAUACUUAGGCUUUACAGGUCAUGUUGAUAUCCCCUCCUCCAUAGGCAACCUCAAGAAUUUACUAACACUCCAUUCUCCAAUUACUGGUGGAGGCUACUGCCGACUACCUCCUGAGACAGCUAACCUAGUAAAUCUAAGACAUUUAGAAGUUCUAUACACAGAACCUCUGCAACAUAUAAACAAACUCACAAGUCUUCAAGUUCUUAGACGCAUUUGUCCUGAUCAGUGGCGAGAUGUUAACCCUGUUGAUUUGGUCAAUCUUCGAGAAUUAAGCAUGGAUACUGUUGAGGAAUCUUACUCCCUAAAUAACAUUAGCAGCUUGAAAAGCCUUAGCACUCUCGAAUUGUGGUGUUUUGGUGAUGAAUCAUUCCCAGCCCUCGAAUUUUUUAGUUCUUGUCAAAAGCUCCAGAAAUUGAGGUUAGUUGGGAGAAUAGAAAAACUGCCCCCAUUUCCAAAUUCAAUCACAAUGAUGAUCCUUGAUGACUCACAACUCAUGGAAGAUCCGAUGCCUAUUCUGGGAAUGUUGUCAAAGCUAAGGGAUCUCAAAUUAGUAGGAGCUUAUGAAGGAAAAGAAAUUACCUGCAGUGAAAGCAGCUUCAGUCAACUGGAGAUCCUUCGUCUUGAUACUCUUCCAAACCUAGAAAGAUGGGAUUUAGGCACAAGUGCAAUGCCUCUCAUUAAAGGUCUCGGUAUCUAUGACUGUCCAAAGCUAAAGGAGAUUCCCGAGAGAAUGAAAGGCGUGGAGAAGUUGGAGAGAUGUCGUUAUUCAUGAAGCUUUUCAAGCAUAAUAGCAGAGGAGAAGCAACUAGCUCUUAGUGAAAAAUAAAAUGGCAGAUGCGGGUAUUGUUGUGAACCACUUGAAGACAUUCACAUUGUAGAAGCAUUAAUCAGAUUUCAGGACUCUCAAUGAGAGCUUAUCUCAAACUUGAAUAUUUUGCUUUGGUUUUUGAGUGUUUAAUUUCCUUUUGUUUUGGGUUUUAUUGAGUGUGUGGAAUUGGUUUGAAUAGAAUUGUUUCUGGGAUUCUAUGCAAGAUGAUUUUGUGAUGUUUUAA